Camellia sinensis is the source of this 495-nucleotide messenger RNA. RefSeq lists its product as uncharacterized. The record is from RefSeq and is a predicted model, not a curated record. Lineage: Eukaryota; Viridiplantae; Streptophyta; Magnoliopsida; Ericales; Theaceae.
AUGAAGAGGCACAUGAGAUUUGGAAAAAAACGAAAACUGACUCCUCGCUACAUUGGACCGUUUCAGAUCCUUGAGAGGUUGGGUCCUGUUGCCUAUCGGGUUACCUUGCCACUGGGAAUGGAACAAGUGCACAGCGUUUUCUAUGUAUCCAUGCUUCGUGGGUAUCUUAGAGAUCCGUUCCAUGUGAUUGAUUACCACUGGAUUGCUCUAGACGAUGAUAUGAUAUAUAAAGAAUGGCCCGUGCAAAUAAUUGAUCGGCAAGUGAAGCAAUUGAGAAACAAAACUAUCCCUAUGGUGAAGGUCAAGUGGAGAGAACACUAUGGGAAGGAGGCCACUUGGGAGAAAAAGGAAGAGAGGCGGCAACGAUAUCCGCAUUUAUUUCCAUAUGAAGGUAACUUAAGUUUAGAGGACCAAACCUUCUACGGGGUAGAGAUUGUGAUGACCCUGACCUCCAAACUAGUACAUUAUAUAGUUUUAAUGAGUUUAAUUGCAUGA